Heteronotia binoei (common prickly gecko) is the source of this 4143-nucleotide messenger RNA. Its product is annotated as RNA exonuclease 1 homolog. Bases 414 to 3530 code for a protein of 1038 amino acids. NCBI's taxonomy places the organism in Eukaryota, Metazoa, Chordata, Lepidosauria, Squamata, Gekkonidae. The record is from RefSeq and is a predicted model, not a curated record. Gene Ontology annotation, cellular component: nucleus. Gene Ontology annotation, molecular function: nucleic acid binding; exonuclease activity. The transcript has 16 exons.
UCGAAACCAAAAGCCAUGCAGCACUAAACAGAACAGGACAAACUACAGCGCUCCACGAGAAUUUUCCACCUUCCUCUCUCUCUCUCUAGCGUAAAGCGGCUCAAACAGCAGCCACAGAAAAGCCACAAAAACGAGGCUCCUCAGAAAGGACUAACAAGGGAGAGGAGCGGGAAAGAAAGCCUUCUUUGAUUGGGCUUGUAAAGCGAAAGCCGCGCCUCCGAGUGGGCGUGAGAGAAAGGCGUCUCCAUUUAAAAGUAGGAAGGCUCCAGCUUCAAUCGGCGCGAGCGCGGCGGCGAGGCCUUUGAAGAGGCGGGAGGAGGAGCCAAGAGCACCACGUGGCCUCGCGCUGUUAACUGCCGCCACGAGGUUUUCUUUGGCGCGUUUUUUCGCGUGGCGGCCGGAGGAGGGUGGGGAUGUUGCGCCCCUUCGGUUAUUUCAGGAGCUUCUCCUGCCCCUUUGACGCCCGCGGGUGCCAGCGGCUUCACUGCCAGUACAGGCAUAAGGCCGGGCGCCGGCGGGAGCAGCCGUUCCAUGCCCUGCAGCAGCCCUUGAGCGGUUCCCCUUCGCUGGGGCUGGGUAAAAAUACCCAAGAACUAGAAAGGACCAACAAAGCAAUUCAGUCAGUUAAGACUGAAGCUGAAGAAGGACAAAAGAAGCUCUUGUACUACAACUUAGAGCAAAAUAACUUAAAAAAUUAUUUGGCUCCUUCAAUAAAUGACUCUAAAGUAAAUAUGUCUUUUUGUAAUGAAAGCCAUCUUAGUAGUACUCAUACAAAAGACAAUGUUAGUACCAUGUCAACCUUGAAGAAUGCUUGCAAAUCUAAUAAAUAUAUUCUUGAUAAUAGCUGUCCAGUUACUGAUCUUGAAUAUGACCCGCUACUUCAUUAUUCUGCUGGUAUGCUGAGGUCUUCCUUGAAGGAAGAGGAUAAAAAUUACAAGCAGCAAGUAAAAAUGUUUUCUGGUGGAAAUUUGCAAGGAGCAAUAAAGGCUCCCGGUGAAAAUGGAUAUGGGUUUUCAAGGAAAAGAUCAAGAAGUUCUUCACCAAUAAAACUUGAAAUAAAACUGCAGGAAACAGAUGAUAAUAUGCUUGUAAUAGAUGCUCUACCAGUCAGUGUGUCAAAGAAACCAAAUAUAAUUAAAUCCUGUAAAAAAUGGAAAAAGGAAGAAAACGAAUUGAGUUUUGGAAGUAAUGCAAAAGCUCUGAAAAGCUUUGCAAAAUCAAAGUCUUCAUGUUGUAUAGAGGGAAGGAAACCACAAGAUAUCACAGUUGCUUUAGAUAAUGAUAGAAAAAUUAAUAAAAAAGAAACUAGAGUAAAAUAUGUGACAAAUGUAAAAUUGACCUCUUUGAAUGAAGAAAGUAAUCCUGAUCAGAGAAAAUCCUGUUUUAUGGGGAAAAGUAACAUAUUGUCCUAUUCUCAGAUGAAGCAGAAUUCUGAGAACAUAUCAAUUGAAACAAGUAAUAUGAAAGAGCAGAUGAACAACUGGAAAACUGUGCUAAACAAAACUCAGUCUGUAGUGUUUUCUAAAGACACAUCCAAGGAUGGAGUUGUAGACAUUUCCAAAAAAUCACCAGAUCGUUUAGGGAAACUUCAGAACCUGCAGCUGUAUGAAAAAAGAAAAGUACAGAAUAAAGCACAGAGCAGUCAUGAGGAUCUGGAUGAGAAAAUUCAUUUUUAUGAAAGCCUGGAUAAAAAGCACAAUGAUAAAAGUGUGUAUACAACUGUCCAAGCAGAUGAGAUUAUUGUAUUAGACUCUUCAGGAAAAGAUGAUUAUGAGGAAGAAACAGAACUUUCAGAUGAUAUCAUGGAGGAAUGUCGGAAAAUUUUUAAUGAGUUUGUUGAAGUACAGAAGGAAGAAAUAGCAAAGCAGGCACUUGCAGCACAAACAGAAAUAAAUUCUGGUUCAAAGGCAUGUCUGCUUCCUGGACAGAAGAGAAGAAUUGCACACACUGCAAAAUUUGAUGUUAAUACCACCAAGGAAAUAAUUGUACCUUUUAAGGCACCACUUUCUCAACAGACUUACCAUUCCAGAAUCUUGCAAGCUCAACAACAGGCAGUGCAAAUAACAGCUGCUGUUAAAAGUGGUCAAGCUUUUGUUGCUGCAACUUGUGGCUCAAGAAAAAGUGCAUCAGUAAUACCAGCUACACAGAUUCAAACCACGGGACCUGUGGUUUGUUUAAAUGUGUUUAAAGUUCAGCCAGUCUCAACAAGCAACAGUCACAUGAAUGUACUACUUCCUGGAAGUGCAUUGACAACAAUUCAGUCCAGUAAUUCAGUUAGACGGAUUGCUUCCAUGCCAGUUAAGGUAUCAAGUCGGAAAAGCCCUUCUGUUGUUCCAAAAUUUGGAUCUAAAGUACCACAUGAUAUAAGACAGAGAUAUGUCAACUUUUUUGUGGAAGAAUUCUUAAAAGUUUGUACAACAGUAAAUGAAGCUUUUGACAAGGCAUUGGCAGAAGAAAAGGCAAUAUAUGACCGCUGUGGUGGUAAAAAUAUGUACUUGAACAUAGCUGUGAACACACUUAAAAAACUGAGGAAUCAUGGCAGUUUGUCAUCAGAUUGCUGGAAUUUUGGUAAUAGAAGCGCUACUUCUGCUGGUUUCAGAAAACAAGAAAAAAAUGAGUUUACAGGAAUUACUCUCUAUAGACUUCUAAAAGGUUAUGCUCUCACUGAGGAACAGCUGAAGGAAAAUGGCUAUCCAGAACCAAAUCCUGAGAAACCUGGUAGUGCUCUGUUAUGCUCUGGCAGAGUUAAACCAGCUGUAUAUGUCUCUUCUAGAAGAAUUUGCUGUAGGUGUGGAAAAAUAUAUAGUGUAAGUUCGUCAGGAAAGCAUGUCCGGAUAGAAGAAUGCAAUUACCAUUCUGGUAGAAUAUUGAAACAUAAAGUUCCUGGUGGUUUGGAAACACGCUAUAAUUGUUGUGAGGGAGUAGUUGGGUCUCCUGGAUGCCAGGUUGCAAAGCUGCAUGUUCAUGAUGGAAGAAGGGAAAACUUAGAUGGAUUUGUGAAGACUUUCAUCAAGCCACCUCCACUUGGUGGAAAUCAUGGUGUAUUUGCACUAGACUGUGAGAUGUGCUACACAACACACGGUCUGGAACUUUCCAGGGUGACAGUAGUUGAUCCUUCUCUCCAAGUUGUCUAUGGUACAGUUGUGAAGCCAGAUAAUGAAAUCAUAGAUUAUAAUAACAGAUUAUCUGGAGUAACGGCAGAAGACAUGGAGAAUACUGUAACAUCAAUUAGGGAUGUGCAGGCAGUAUUGCUAAACUUGUUCAGUGCAGACACUAUUUUAAUCGGCCACAGUUUAGAGAGUGUUUUAUUUGCUCUUAAGCUAUUUCACAAUAAUGUCGUGGAUACAUCCACAGUUUUUCCUCAUCGUUUAGGUUUCCCUCAUAAAAAAGCACUUAGAAAUCUAGUAGCUGAUUGUCUUAGAAGAGUCAGUCAGGAUUAUGAGGGGGAUCAUGAUUCUAGUGAAGAUGCAACUGCUUGUAUGGAAUUAAUGCUUUGGAAAGUGAGAAAGGACAGUAAAGGUAGAAGAUAAUGCUUUCUCUCAACAACAGUCAGACCACAGCCUUUCAUCAUUGGCAGAAGAUGAUGACUACCAUCAAAAAGUCGUAAAGCAAUUUUAUACCACUGUAAUUAUGUUAAUUAAAAAGAGUAGUGUACUAAGUAUAUGUUUCUUUAGGCUGUACAGGAAAGUUCAGUUAAACUCAGUAUUCAAAUUACAUUUUUUCUCUCUAUAAUGUUAAAGUUGAUUACGGGAGCUUUGGGAGCUGCUCAAAGCUCCUAAUGUAAACAAUGAAAAUUUUCUAAUGUAGUUUAAAAGAACAUUGUACUUUAUUUUUAUGCAACUUGUAUUUCCUUAAUGCAAAUGCCUUGCUUUUCAGCUGACAUUGCUAUAUGGGCUUUUACUUCAGCAGCCAAAGUCCAACUUAGGGACAAAACACAUAGUAAAAAUUAUGCUCUUGCAUUUAUUUACUAGAUCUUGCUAGAAGGUGUAUAGGUAACUUUAAACACACACACAUAUAUAUUGUAUAACUUCAAUCUACUGUUGUAGAAAAUGUUUUUGUCUUUUGAACUGCACUUAGUUAAAAAUCAGCAAUGAAAAUAAUUGUAUAUCCUAUGAUUAAAAACAGGUCUCCACUACUAUAAAA